AUUUCCGUUCGAGUUUGUAUUUUAGGCGCCAUUUUCGAGUGAAGGACCCGGAGCCGAAACACCGGUAGGAGCGGGGGUGCUGUACAACGGUUUCCAGCGUUGGUGUGAGUGGACUGCCCAGCAGCGACCAUGCCCCGUAAAGGCACCCAACCUUCCACCGCCCGGCGCAGAAGGGAAGAGCCGCCGCAGUCCCCGGACGGCACCAGCAGCGACGCGGAGCCGGAACCCCCGCCCGGCCGCGCGGGCAGCCCGGCCCCUGCUACCGCAGGGACACCAAGUGAGGAAAUUGAUAAUAGAAGUUUAGAAGAGAUUUUGAAUAGCAUCCCUCCUCCCCCACCUCCAGCAAUGGCCAAUGAAGCUGGAGCUCCUCGGCUUAUGAUAACUCAUAUUGUAAACCAGAACUUCAAAUCCUAUGCUGGGGAAAAAAUUCUGGGACCUUUUCAUAAGCGCUUUUCCUGUAUUAUUGGGCCAAAUGGCAGUGGUAAAUCCAAUGUUAUUGAUUCUAUGCUUUUUGUGUUUGGCUAUCGAGCACAAAAAAUAAGAUCUAAAAAACUUUCGGUACUAAUACACAAUUCUGAUGAACACAAGGACAUUCAGAGUUGUACUGUAGAAGUUCAUUUUCAGAAGAUAAUUGAUAAGGAAGGGGAUGAUUAUGAAGUCAUUCCUAACAGUAACUUCUAUGUAUCCAGAACUGCCUACAGAGAUAAUACUUCUGUCUAUCACAUAAGUGGGAAAAAGACAACGUUUAAGGAUGUUGGAAAUCUUCUUCGAAGCCAUGGAAUUGACCUAGACCAUAAUAGAUUUUUAAUCUUGCAGGGUGAAGUUGAACAAAUCGCUAUGAUGAAACCAAAAGGCCAGACUGAACAUGAUGAGGGUAUGCUUGAAUAUUUAGAAGAUAUCAUUGGUUGCGGACGGCUAAAUGAGCCCAUUAAAGUCUUGUGUCGGAGAGUUGAAAUAUUAAAUGAACACAGAGGAGAGAAGUUAAACAGAGUUAAGCUGGUGGAAAAGGAAAAGGACGCCUUAGAAGGAGAGAAAAACAUAGCCAUUGAAUUUCUUACCUUGGAAAAUGAAAUAUUUAGAAAAAAGAAUCAUGUCUGUCAAUAUUACAUUUAUGAUCUGCAGAAACGAAUUGCUGAAAUGGAAACUCAAAAGGAAAAAAUUCAUGAAGAUACCAAAGAAAUUAAUGAGAAGAGCAGUAUAUUGUCAAAUGAAAUGAAAGCUAAGAAUAAAGCUGUAAAAGACGUAGAGAAGAAACUGAAUAAAAUUACAAAAUUUAUUGAGGAAAAUAAAGCAAAAUUUACACAGCUAGAUUUGGAAGAUGUUCAAGUUCGGGAAAAAUUAAAACAUGCUUCAAGUAAAGCCAAAAAACUGGAGAAACAACUUCAAAAAGAUAAAGAAAAGGUUGAAGAAUUUAAAAGUAUACCUGCCAAGAGUGAGAAGAUCAUAACUGAAACAACAACUCGAAACAGUGCCCUUGAGAAGGAAAAAGAGAAAGAAGAAGAAAAAUUAAAAGAAGUUAUGGAUAGCCUUAAACAGGAAACACAAGGGCUUCAGAAAGAAAAAGAAAGUCGAGAGAAAGAACUUAUGGGUUUCAGCAAAUUGGUAAAUGAAGCACGUUCAAAGAUGGAUGUAGCCCAAUCAGAACUUGAUAUCUAUCUCAGUCGUCAUAAUACUGCGGUGUCUCAAUUAAGUAAGGCCAAGGAAGCUCUAAUUACAGCUUCUGAGACUCUGAAAGAGAGGAAAGCUGCAAUCAGAGAAAUAGAAGCAAAACUCCCUCAAUCUGAACUGGAAUUAAAGGAGAAAGAAAAAGAACUUCAAAAACUUACACAAGAAGAAAUAAAAUUAAAAAGUUUGGUUCGUGAUCUUUUCCAAAAAGUUGAAGAAGCAAAGAGUUCCUUAGCAAUGAAUCGAAGUAGGGGGAAAGUCCUUGAUGCAAUAAUUCAAGAAAAAAAAUCUGGCAGGAUUCCAGGAAUAUAUGGAAGAUUGGGGGAUUUAGGAGCAAUUGAUGAAAAAUAUGAUGUUGCUAUUUCAUCCUGUUGUCAUGCAUUAGACUACAUUGUUGUUGAUUCUAUUGAUACAGCUCAAGAUUGUGUGAACUUCCUUAAACGACAAAAUAUUGGAGUUGCAACCUUCAUAGGUUUGGAUAAGAUGACUGUAUGGGCAAAUAAAAUGACCAAAAUUCAAACUCCUGAAAAUACUCCUCGGUUAUUUGAUUUAGUAAAAGUAAAAGAUGAGAAAAUUCGUCAAGCUUUUUACUUUGCUUUACGGGAUACCUUAGUUGCUGACAACUUAGAUCAAGCCACAAGAGUAGCAUAUCAAAAAGAUAGAAGAUGGAGAGUGGUGACAUUACAGGGGCAAAUCAUAGAACAGUCAGGUACAAUGACUGGUGGUGGAAGCAAAGUAAUGAAAGGAAGGAUGGGCUCAUCAGUUGUUGAAAUCUCGGAACAAGAGGUAAAUAGAAUGGAAUUGCAAUUGGAGAGAGACUCUCAAAAAUCAGUGCAAAUCCAGGAACAGAAAGUACAAUUGGAAGAAGCAGUAGUUAAGUUGAGGCAUAAUGAACGAGAAAUGAAGAAUACACUAGAAAAAUUUACUGCAAGCAUCCAGCGUUUAUCAGAGCAAGAAGAAUAUUUGAAUGUCCAAGUUAAGGAACUUGAAGCUAAUGUACUUGCUACAGCCCCUGACAAAAAAAAGCAGAAAUUACUAGAAGAAAAUGUUAAUGUUUUCAAAACAGAAUAUGACAGUGUGGCUGAGAGAGCUGGAAAAGUAGAAGCUGAGGUUAAAAGAUUACACAAUAUCAUCGUAGAAAUCAAUAACCAUAAACUCAAGGCCCAACAAGACAAACUUGAUAAAAUAAAUAAGCAAUUAGAUGAAUGUGCUUCUGCUAUUACUAAAGCCCAAGUAGCAAUCAAGACUGCUGACAGAAAUCUUAAAAAAGCACAAGACUCAGUCUUUCGCACAGAAAAAGAAAUAAAAGACACUGAAAAAGAAGUAGAUGAUUUAACAGCAGAACUAAAAAGUCUUGAGGACAAAGCAGCAGAGGUCGUAAAGAACACAAAUGCUGCAGAGGAGUCCUUACCAGAGAUCCAAAAAGAACAUCGUAAUCUACUUCAAGAACUAAAAACAAUUCAAGAAAAUGAACAUGCUCUUCAAAAAGAUGCACUUAGUAUUAAGUUGAAACUUGAACAAAUAGAUGGUCACAUGGCUGAACAUAAUUCUAAAAUAAAAUAUUGGCAAAAAGAGAUUUCAAAAAUAUCAUUGCACCCCAUAGAAGAUAGUCCUCUUGAAGAGAUUGCAGUUUUAAGCCCAGAGGAUCUUGAAGCAAUCAAGAACCCAGAUUCUAUAACAAAUCAAAUUGCACUUUUAGAAGCCCAGUGUCAUGAAAUGAAACCAAACCUUGGUGCCAUUGCAGAGUAUAAAAAGAAGGAAGAAUUAUAUUUACAGCGGGUAGCAGAAUUAGACAAAAUUACUUAUGAAAGAGAUCAGUUUAGACAGGCAUAUGAAGAUCUUCGGAAACAAAGGCUUAAUGAAUUCAUGGCAGGUUUUUAUAUAAUAACAAAUAAAUUAAAGGAAAAUUACCAAAUGCUAACUUUGGGAGGUGAUGCUGAACUGGAGCUUGUAGACAGCUUGGAUCCUUUCUCUGAAGGAAUCAUGUUCAGUGUUCGACCACCUAAGAAAAGUUGGAAGAAGAUCUUCAAUCUUUCAGGAGGAGAGAAAACACUUAGUUCUUUGGCUUUAGUAUUUGCUCUUCACCACUACAAACCUACUCCUCUGUACUUCAUGGAUGAGAUUGAUGCAGCCCUUGAUUUUAAAAAUGUGUCCAUUGUUGCAUUUUAUAUAUAUGAACAAACAAAAAAUGCCCAGUUCAUAAUAAUUUCACUUCGAAAUAAUAUGUUUGAGAUUUCAGACAGACUUAUUGGAAUAUACAAGACAUAUAAUAUAACAAAAAGUGUUGCCGUAAACCCAAAACAAAUCGCAUCUAAAGGACUUUGUUGAAUUUGUUUAUAACCAGGAUUCCUUAAAUUGAAUCAGCAUAUUGUAUUAUGAUUUUCUAUUUGUAAAGAAUUAUAAAUUAUGUAAAAUACAUAUUCCUAAACUGAAUCAUAUAACUAACUGGCUUCUAUUUUAUGCUAUUAGGAGACAUGUUAUAAAGUCUAAUAUAUUCUAGGGGCACCUGGGUGGCUUAGUUGGUUAAGUAUCUGCCUUUGACUCGGGUCAUGAUCCCAGGGUGCUGGGAUCGAGCCCCUUUUCAGGCUCCCUCCCUCUGCCUCUUCCCUUGCUUGUUCGUGUACUCUCUCAAAUAAAAUCUUUUAAAAAAUACUCAUACCUGCUUCUAGGAGACUAAGAAUCUGACAAUUUUGUAAGCAGCAGGCUAUGGAGAAAAUAAGAUGCCUGGGAGGGUCAGGUGAUUUGCCCUUAGUCCCAAGUUGUUACCAACAAAGUUAAAAAUGUGUUAGUUCAUGAACCGUAAGUUCUAAAUUAUAUCAUGUUAAUCAAGAUGCAGCAUACCAUCAUGGAUCUCUAAUCUACAAUGGAAAAACCUGCCAACUACUAUUGAAUUCUUAAGGUAUUCUAUUUAUUAUAAUUUAAUAGUUUAGACAGUCACUAUUUAUUACCCAAACAAUGGGAACACUUUUUUAAACAGUUCUGAAUUCUGCAAGAUGAAAAUUUAAAUAUUUUAUAUGCUUUUCUAACUCAGUGUGUUUUAAACUUGCAAGAGGACCAGCAAACAGACAAUAUCUGAACAUAUAAGAUACUCAUCAGUUAAUUGCUUCAUAAAAAAUGAAGUAUGUAGGGGUUAACUUCCUUAGUAUAAAUGGAAAUUAAGAUGGAGUAUUUGCCUAUCCAUUUGCCAGGACACUCUUUUCUGCACUGCAUUAGCUCAGUGUUACCGUGUAACUGAAGUUGGCAACCACACUUGGGUUCAAGAGGAAUUUUGGUAUUAAAUCAAGUUUUUGCCCUAGCUAUUUGAUUUCUAGAUACUGAUUCUAAGGAAUGAGUUAUUAGCUCAAUAUUCAGCAACCAUUGUUUGGGUACUAAAAAGAUCCAACAAAGAUGGUUUAUAUCAUAACAGUCAUUAAAUAUGUAAAUACAUUAGCAUGGACUUAAAGCAAAAUCUGAAACUCAAAUAUGGUCGUUUUGAAUCAAGAUAUAAGGGAAAAAUAAAACUAUAAUCAAGUGCUUUUUCAUUGGUGAAAGCAGUGAUUAAUGGAACUUAAUACUCUCCUGUACUAAAGCUCUAUGACAUAAGUCUUAAAGAUUUAAGGUAGAUGAUUCCCAUAAUCCCUAUGAAAAUUCCCCAAAGCUACCACUCAAAUUGAGCGCCUUAUUAAGCCACUCAAUGCAAAUAAAAUAGCAAAAUAAGUUUAUUAAAAUAUAUUUUGUUAUACAUAAAACUUAAAAAUAUUUCAGGAUUAUAUAUCUUAAACUUUACAGUUUCAUCCUCCAGGUAAGAAUUACAAAACAGAACAGCAUGUAUUAAGAAUUGGUUAUUUGUAUUCUUGACUAUAUUCAUGCACACUACAUAAAAUUCAGUUUUGUCUAAGAACUGGCAACUUAUAAAAUAGUAAUGUCAAACCUAGAAUGUGUGUAUAUGUUCCAAUUUUUAUCUGUAAAUGAUUCUUAGACAUAAAUUAGUCCUAACUGAAUAAAAAUCUUGGCUUAAAGUUUUGGUAGCAUGACAGCAGGAACUCUGAAAAGACAUUGUCUCCCAUAUGCUGGCUGUACGGCCUUGGGCAAAUCACUUUCCGUUCUGUUUCCUUAUCUACAGAAAGAAGUUAAUACCUACUUCAGAAAUGUGACGUUAAGAGCUUGACACAAAUAGCUAACAAAUUUCAGUGCUUACUCAUAUACGUAUUCAAAAAGUAUGUGGCAUUUUUGUAUUGUAACUAAUAAACUUAAGUCUAAAGUUAAUA
Molecule: messenger RNA, 5912 nt
Organism: Zalophus californianus (California sea lion)
Lineage: Eukaryota; Metazoa; Chordata; Mammalia; Carnivora; Otariidae
Gene: SMC4
Product: structural maintenance of chromosomes 4
Exons: 24
Coding region: 130-3993 (1287 amino acids)
Biological process (GO): mitotic chromosome condensation
Cellular component (GO): chromosome
Molecular function (GO): protein binding; ATP binding; ATP hydrolysis activity
Source: RefSeq, a predicted model, not a curated record